CUUCAGCGCCGCCGGUGUUCCAAGAAAAGCUGCCCGGGGCUGGAAGGCGCCCUGGACGCCGGAACCUUUGGUUCCAGGCCGUGGACCGCGCCGGCAGCGCCCGUGGCCUUCCGGGGAGAGGAGUGGGCGGGCGGCGAUGGCGGCGGCGCCGGCCCUGAAGCACUGGCGCACUACGCUGGAGCGAGUGGAGAAAUUCGUGUCGCCGCUCUACUUUACCGACUGUAACCUCCGCGGCAGGCUCUUCGGGGACAGCUGCCCGCUGGCCGCGCUCUCCAGCUUCCUGACUCCCGAGAGGCUUCCCUACCAGGAGGCGGUCCAGCAGGACUUCCGCCCCGCGCAGGUCGGCGACAGCUUCGGACCCACAUGGUGGACCUGUUGGUUCCGAGUGGAGCUGACCAUCCCGGAGGCGUGGGUGGGCCAGGAAGUUCACCUUCGCUGGGAAAGCGAUGGAGAAGGCCUGGUGUGGCGCGAUGGGGAACCUGUCCAGGGUUUGACCAAAGAGGGGGAGAAGACCAGCUACAUCCUGACUGACAGGCUGGGGGAAGGAGACCCCCGGAGCCUGACCCUGUAUGUGGAAGUAGCCUGCAAUGGGCUCCUGGGGGCCGGGAAGGGAACCAUGAUCGCAGCCCCUGACCCAGAGAAGAUGUUCCAGGUGAGCCGGGCUGAGCUGGCCGUGUUCCACCGAGAUGUCCACAAGCUCUUGGUGGAUCUGGAGCUACUGCUGGGCAUGGCCAAGGGCCUCGGGGAGGACAACCAGCGCAGCUUCCAGGCCCUGUACACAGCCAACCAGAUCGUGAACAUGUGUGACCCUGCCCAGCCCGAGACCUUCCCAGUGGCUCAGGCCCUGGCCUCCAAGUUCUUUGGCCAAUGCGGAGGUGAAAGCCAACAUACCAUCCAUGCCAUGGGGCACUGCCACAUUGAUACAGCCUGGCUUUGGCCCUUCAAGGAGACUGUGCGGAAAUGUGCGCGGAGCUGGGUGACAGCCGUGCAGCUCAUGGAGCAGAACCCUGAGUUCAUCUUUGUCUGCUCCCAGGCACAGCAGCUCGAGUGGGUGAAGAGCCUCUACCCUGGCCUGCAUGCCCGGCUCCAGGAGUUUGCCUGCCGUGGGCAGUUUGUGCCCGUGGGGGGCACUUGGGUGGAGAUGGAUGGGAACCUUCCCAGUGGAGAGGCCAUGGUGAGGCAGUUCCUGCAGGGCCAGAACUUCUUCCGGCAGGAGUUUGGGAAAAUGUGCUCCGAGUUCUGGCUGCCCGACACGUUUGGCUACUCAGCACAGCUCCCCCAGAUCAUGCGCAGCUGUGGCAUCAGGCACUUCCUGACCCAAAAACUGAGCUGGAACUUGGUGAACUCCUUCCCGCACCAUACCUUUUUCUGGGAGGGGCUGGAUGGCUCUCGUGUGCUAGCCCACUUCCCACCCGGUGACUCAUAUGGAAUGCAGGGCAGUGUGGAAGAGGUGCUGAAGACCGUGGCCAAAAACCGGGACAAGGGACGGACUAACCACAGUGCUUUUCUCUUCGGCUUUGGGGAUGGUGGUGGCGGCCCCACCCAGAGCAUGGUGGACCGCUUGAAGCGGCUGCGCAACACAGAUGGGCUGCCCAGGGUGAGCCGUACGGCCCCCCAAGGCUGGGAGACCCAGGCGGUGGUCUCCCUCAGGGUGCAGCUGUCUUCUCCUGGGCGACUCUUCUCAGCGCUGGAGAGCGACUCGGGGCAGCUGUGCACGUGGGUCGGGGAGCUCUUCCUGGAGCUGCACAACGGCACCUACACCACCCACGCCCAGAUCAAGAAGGGGAACCGGGAGUGUGAGCGGAUCCUGCACGAUGUGGAACUGCUCAGCAGCCUGGCCCUGGCCCGCAGUGCCCAAUUCCUUUACCCGGCAGCCCAGCUGCAGGACCUCUGGAGGCUCCUGCUCCUGAACCAGUUCCAUGACGUGGUGACUGGAAGCUGCAUCCAGCUGGUGGCAGAGGAAGCCAUGUGCCACUACGAAGACAUCCGUUCCCAUGGCAACACACUGCUCAGCGCUGCAGCCGCAGCCCUGUGUGCUGGGGAGCCAGGUCCCGAGGGCCUCCUCAUUGUCAACACGCUGCCCUGGAAGCGCACUGAAGUGUUGGCCCUGCCCAGGCCUGGCGGAGCCCACAGCCUAGCCCUGGUGACUGUGCCCAGCAUUGGCUAUGCUCCUGCUCCUGCCCCCACCUCACUGCAGCCCGUGCUGCCCCAGCAGCCUGUGUUCGUGGUGCAAGAGACUGAUGGUUCUGUGACUCUGGACAACGGCAUCAUCCGGGUGAGGCUGGACCCGACUGGCUGCCUGACAUCCCUGGUGCUGGUGGCCUCUGGCAGGGAGGCCAUUGCUGAGGGCGCCGUGGGGAACCAGUUUGUGCUGUUUGAUGAUGUUCCCCUGUACUGGGACGCGUGGGAUGUCAUGGACUACCACCUAGAGACACGGAAGCCAGUGCUGGGCCAGGCAGGGACCUUGGCGGUGGGCACUGAGGGCGGCAUGCGGGGCAGCGCCUGGUUCCUGCUACAGAUCAGCGCCAACAGUCGGCUCAGCCAGGAGGUCGUGCUGGAUGUUGGCUGCCCCUAUGUCCGCUUCCACACCGAGGUGCACUGGCACGAGGCCCACAAGUUCCUGAAGGUGGAGUUCCCUGCCCGCGUGCGGAGCCCCCAGGCCACCUAUGAGGUCCAGUUCGGGCAUCUGCAGCGGCCCACCCACUACAACACCUCUUGGGACUGGGCUCGAUUUGAGGUGUGGGCUCACCGCUGGAUGGAUCUGUCGGAGCACGGCUUCGGGCUGGCCCUGCUGAACGACUCCAAGUACGGCGCGUCGGUGCGAGGCAGCGUCCUCAGCCUCUCCCUCUUGCGAGCGCCUAAGGCCCCCGAUGCCACUGCUGACAUGGGGCGCCACGAGUUCACCUACGCGCUGAUGCCGCACGAGGGCUCCUUCCAGGAUGCUGGCGUUAUCCGUGCUGCCUACAGCCUCAACUUCCCCCUGCUGGCGCUGCCCGCCCCGGGCCCUGCGCCCGCCGCCUCCUGGAGCGCCUUCUCGGUGUCCUCGCCCGCGGUGGUGCUGGAGACGGUCAAGCAGGCUGAGACCAGCCCCCAGGGCCGUACGCUGGUCCUGAGGCUGUACGAGGCCCACGGCGGCCACGUCGACUGCUGGCUGCACACGUCGCUGCCCGUUCAGGAGGCCGUCCUCUGCGACCUCCUGGAGCGGCGCGACCCUGCUGGCCACCUGCCCCUUCAGGACGCCCGCCUGAAGCUCACCUUUUCUCCCUUCCAAGUGCGGUCCCUGUUGCUCGUGCUGCAGCCCCCACCGGACUGAGUCCCUGAGGGCGGGGCUUUGUUUGUGGAAGGCUUUGGGGGCUCCUCAUUUCUGCUUCCCCAGCCUGAAGCAAGGAUGUCACCUCUUGAACAAUAAAUCCUUGGCUCAGGAAC
This is a messenger RNA of Ceratotherium simum simum (southern white rhinoceros), 3426 nucleotides long. The record is from RefSeq and is a predicted model, not a curated record. NCBI's taxonomy places the organism in Eukaryota, Metazoa, Chordata, Mammalia, Perissodactyla, Rhinocerotidae.